Tilletiopsis washingtonensis is the source of this 502-nucleotide messenger RNA. RefSeq lists its product as hypothetical. Bases 77 to 502 code for a protein of 141 amino acids. The transcript has 2 exons. Lineage: Eukaryota; Fungi; Basidiomycota; Exobasidiomycetes; Entylomatales. The record is from RefSeq and is a predicted model, not a curated record.
GCCCCUUCGAAACUGGGAGGCUAUCCCUUCUCUUCCUCAGCACGUGCUCGACACUGUCGCUCGCAUCUGUAGCGUGAUGAACGACAGCGACUCGCCCAUCGCCUCGGCUCCGGCUUCGCCCACCGCCUCGCACGCCGCCCUGCCCUCGACGUCCUCUGCGCCAGCAUCUGCGCCGCUGCCCACCAGCACCAACCCUGCAAGUGGGCCGUCUGCGUCGUCCGUUCCUGCGUCUGUGCCGCAGCCUGCCACACCUGCUACGGCCUUUGAUGCGUCCGCCAACGCGCUAGGCAAGAGGCGCGAGCCCGUCUCCGAGAGCGAGGGAAGCGAGGAGAAUCCUUCCGUGAAGAUGUCAGAGGUUCCUGAGGCGGACGCGCGCGCCCUCGUUGAGCACAAGAGUACCUUCGACGGAGGCCACUUCGAGCAUGCCCGCCAGCACCCGGAGGGCGUGACAGAGGAGCACUGGGACUUCUGGAAGGCCAAUGUCCCGCCGAAGGCGCCCUAA